GAAUUUAUCUCCCACGUAAAUAACGUGUCCCCAAAGUCCAAACCCGAAGGGAGGCUUAGAAGGAGAAAGAAAAGAGAGAGCGAGUGACCAAAAGGAAAACAUGAACGAAGAUGGCGUAACCUCUGCCAAUCCCAAACCUCCCUCUUCUCCUCCAACACCCGCUGCCAGCUCCGCGGGGGCCUCGUCGCCGGCGUUUCCCGCGCACGCCGGCAACGGAGAAGCUCGCCGGCGCGACAAAUCCAGCUCGGAUUCGCACGCGGUGCUGCGAGGGGCUUACGUUCCAUCCUGCCGGCCCUGGGAGCGCGGCGAUUUGCUUUGCCGCCUUUCGACGUUCAAGCUCGCCGGGAAAUUGCCCAAGGUUGCUGGCUCGUUGGCUUGCGCGAAGAGAGGCUGGGUGAAUGUCGAUGUGGCGAAGAUUGAGUGUGAGAUAUGUGGUGCUCAGUUGGAUUUUGCUUCCUCUUUUGAAGCUGAUGCCUCCAGUGAAGAAUUUUCUGAACAGCUUGAUAGAGGACACAAAGUCACCUGUCCUUGGAAAGGCAACAGCUGUCCAGAAAGCUUGGUGCAGUUCCCUCCUACUUCACCUUCAGCUCUAAUUGGAGGUUUUAAGGAUCGGUGUGAUGGACUCUUGCAGUUUUAUUCUCUCCCCACUGUAUCUUCAUCUGCAGUUGAGCAGAUGCGACUUACACAUAGCCCUCAAAUUGAUCGCCUACUUGCUCAAUUCCAUAUUCAGACAGCUGGAGAAUUGGGUUGCAGAGCAGAAAAUGCAUGCGGAAUGGGCUUCACUGGAGAACAAGCUCCUCAUCCAUAUUCUUCUGCUCAAAAGCUCAUUAGUCUUUGUGGAUGGGAGCCACGGUGGCUUCCUAACGUGCUUGAUUGUGAAGAACAGUCAGCUGAAUCUGCUAAAAAUGGUUGCAGCUCUGAUCCAGCUAAAGGCUCUGGACCUGAUCCUGCUCCAAGCAAGAAGGAGUUUUCAACUUCUUCCAGGAAAGAUACCGGGGAUAAUGAUAUACUGGGCUCAGAGUUUAAUUGUGAGUCAAGGUCACCAUUGUUAGAUUGUAGCUUAUGUGGGGCCACAGUUAGAGUAUGGGAUUUCUUGACAGCCCCUCGUCCAGUUCAUUUGAGUCCAUGUGGGAUGGAUACCCCUCAAACAAGCAAGAAAAUAGCAUCAACACGAGGAAUAAGUGCAGCUAGUGGUAUCAAUGAAUGGGCUGCUGCAGAUGGUGUUGAAAAAGAGAGGACUGGAGACCGUGAUGAGGCGACAACAUCUGAUAAAAGGCAACUUGUAUCCAGUAAAUGUUUAGAUUUAAGUCUUAAAAUGGCUUGUGGGCCAUCCUAUUCACCAAUCAAAAACUUGACUUCGACCUCAGGUCAUAUGCAAGAUGCUGGUGAAGGAAAAGAUUUAAUGAUUGGGCGCCCUUCUAGGAGUGAGGUUGGUGACCAGGCAGCAUCUUAUGAAUCACAGGGCCCUGAUGCACGCAAACGCAAGUUGGAUGAUGGUGGAACCACAGCUGACAGGCCACAUCUAAACAUGCAACAGGCAGACAGUGCCGAAAGAACUAUAACUGACCAUGAUAAUAAUGAAGUCAUUGGUAGUCAGCAGUAUUCAGCUGGUCCUUUCAAGCGUGCCCGUGAUACUAAUCUAGUGGAAACAUUCCAGUUUCCAUUAAGAAAUUCUUCUGAUGUUGUACCUAGCCAUUCAUUGGAUAUUCUAAUUGAACCAGAUGCAAACAUCACUAACCAGUUAAACCCAGAAAGGGAUCAUGCCAUUGGCAUCCUGUCCAACAGGGAUUCUGCCCAUGCAUCUUCUAUUAUUGCAAUGAAUACCGUUUAUCACGGUUCAGAUGAUGAAUCAAUGGAAAGUGUGGAAAAUUUUCCUGUAGAUGUUAAUGAUGUCAAUUUCACUUCUGCUGAUUUGAAUGAAACAUCAGAGUUAAAUAGCAGCUAUCAAGCUCAGCAGAGUGCUUGUUUUCAACCACUUUUAGAAAGGGUGGGAGGGGAGACAGGUGUUAGCAGUUCAAAUGCGUGUGGGGAAGUUUUGAACACGGAGAUAUUGACUGCACAUGCUAGGGAUGGACCUAGUUUUGGUAUUAGCGGGGGAAGUGUGGGAAUGGGUGCAAGCCAUGAGGCUGAAAUCCAUGGGACUGAUGUCUCAGUUCACAGAGGUGAUAGUUUAGGUGAUGUUGAAACAAUUGCUGAUGUGAUUGAAAAUCAGGGCCAAGCAGGUGAAUUUGAGCCUUAUCAUGGACUUACAGGGGAAUUUGUGCCUGAGGAGGUGAGUCGGGAAGAUCCUCAAGGGGAUAGUCAAGCUGUGGUGUCUCAAUCUACAGCAAGGGCUGAUAGUGGCUCAAAAGUUGUAGCUUCAGCCAAGGUUGAAUCUGUUGAAAGUGGUGAGAAGACCAGUAGUAGCAUGCAGAUGCUAGGCCUUGGAAAUGGUGCCCAUCCAUCCCUUUCUUGUAAUGCUGUUGUAUGUUCUGCCUAUGAAGUAUCCAAGGAAGAAGUUACUCAGACUAGGAAGGCAUCUCACAAUGAUGAUGGUGCAUAUAAUGAAUCAGGCCAUUUAAUUGCUGAUGUUAUGGGGACUCCUUACAGAGGCAACAAUAAUGGAGGUGUUGAAUUUGAUCCGAUCAAAUUACAUAAUGACUACUGUCCUUGGGUGAAUGGGGUUGUUGCUGCUGCUGGUGGUAAUAAUCCCUGCUCCAGUUCUGGUGUGGGUAGCGUAGCUCUUUGUGGCUGGCAGCUGACUUUAGAUGCCCUGGAUUCUUUCCAAUCUCUUGGACAUCUUCCUUUGCAAACUCUUGAAUCUGAAUCGGCAGCAUCCAUGUGCAAGGGUGAUCGGUUCACUUCCAGCCAGAAAUUAUUAGCACGCAACUCCUAUGUAAGAAAACAUGGAAGAAACUGAGACCUGCAGGAAGUUGUCAAAAGUUUUGUUGAGCUGUUUCUCUGUGAACGAGUAUUACACCUACAUCCUAAUUCAAGCUAUGUUUUUAAUCGGAUGUUAGUCCAUUCUUGUUCUUUUCUAAAGUCAGUUUUGAUGCUAUAAUAUUUGCUGUUUUUAUAUUGGAUUUUGGAUUGGUAUUGUCAGUUUAAUAAAAAUAUCAAUGUAUCAAAAGCCUCUUUGAACUGUAGAUAAUUGAUAUUGGAUAAUAGAGAAUGUCAGCUAGUGAUGAAGUAUUUUUGUAAAGUAUUUUUUUUUUAACUUAUAAAAUUAAUUUUAACAUA
Messenger RNA from Cajanus cajan (pigeon pea), 3219 nucleotides. RefSeq lists its product as uncharacterized. The record is from RefSeq and is a predicted model, not a curated record. Gene Ontology annotation, cellular component: nucleus. Lineage: Eukaryota; Viridiplantae; Streptophyta; Magnoliopsida; Fabales; Fabaceae. Gene Ontology annotation, molecular function: zinc ion binding.